UUUUACUAAAAAAUUUAUGGUGAUUUUUUACGUCUAUUAUUAUACAAAUGAAAGCAAAAGAAAUAAAAAAACAGGAAAAUACAAGAAAAAGAAUGAAAGUUCCUAUUUCUUUUACAUAAAUAAAAAUCUAAAUAAUUUGUUUGUGGUUUUGGUAGAAGAGAAGAAUAAUAGUAAUGUGAAAUGCUGAAGAAAGAGUGAGAGAGAUGGCAAAUCCAAGGAGGACAUCAUUUUCCCCUCUGAGUAACCAUAGCCAUAACCACCAACAACUUCCAAUCUCCACAGCCCCUUUUCAGAAUCAGGGGACCCAAAUCUCAACUUUGAUGAAUUCGCUCAAAUCUUUCCUCAAGAAACCACAUGCUUUCCCUUUUCUGCUCUCCCUUUUCCUUCUUCUGACAUGGGUUUCCCUCAGAUUCCAACGUCCCUCCUCCUCUUCCAUAAGAAGAGAAGAGUGGCAUGCCAAGGUGCAAUCUGGGUCUGAUGAUCUUGAUGCUAAUCUCGUUAGGUUCUCACCUUCCUCUUCUCUUAUUGCUAAAGAUAAACGUGGCUGGUUGAUCAAUCCCAUUUCCCUUGCCAUUUCAGGUGGGGCAGCAAGUUGUGCUUCAGUUCAUUUGGGUGAGAUCAGAUCCAGUGGUGUUAGAGGCAACCACAGACACCACACAUGCAAUGAGACAUUUGUUAUUUGGGGAGCUAAGACAUUAUUCCGGGUGGAAAAUGAUGCUGUUAAAAAAGGUUACGCGGAAGUAAUAAUUGGUGCAGAUGAAGUUGCCGUUGCAGUCAGUCCCCUGGGAACUGGUCAUGCUCUAGUAAAUGUUGAUCCAGUGCGAAGUACAUACUUCAUGGGGUGCCAGGAUAGCGUAAUCAACUACAAUGGCUCAACGACCGAUUUUAAUGUAUGGAAAGAUCUAUAGGUUCCUAUUGUUAUCUUCUCAUGGUUGCUCCAGUAAGGUAACUGAAGUUUAAUGCGUCUGCAUCGAGCUGGUCCUUUUCGUGCAGAUGAGGGUUUUAAAGGGUGUGAAUUUAGUUAGCUAGUGUAGAUUAGGAAACAUUGUACAUAAGGCAUAGCUGCUUUCUUUUCUUGUUUCGUUCUUUCUUUUUCGGGUUGUAUGACAAAAAGAUGUGAGCUCAGAUACAUCUCUACAGAAUACAGCUUGCCUGUCCUACAGCCUUGACAUAUGAAAGCAGUUUGUAAGUUCUUGAAAUGUAGCAAAGGUGCAUUUUCAAGGAUUUUGAAAUGCAGCUGCAAUUUUUGAA
Messenger RNA from Capsicum annuum, 1251 nucleotides. RefSeq lists its product as uncharacterized. The record is from RefSeq and is a predicted model, not a curated record. The transcript has 3 exons. Gene Ontology annotation, cellular component: endosome; trans-Golgi network. The coding region runs from base 204 to 908 and encodes 234 amino acids. NCBI's taxonomy places the organism in Eukaryota, Viridiplantae, Streptophyta, Magnoliopsida, Solanales, Solanaceae.